AUGGCUUCUCUCAGCCGCUCGCUCCUGCGUCAGGCCGUUGCCGGUCCCGCGCGCCUCUCCGCUCCCCGGGUGCGCCUGUCCGCCCGCGCGCUCUCCACCACCCCGGCCUUCCGCGCCGAGAACACCCCCGGCCCCGCCGUGACGCCGACGAACCGCAUCACGGUCACGCUCGACCACCGCAACCUCAAGACGCCUGAGGGCGCCAAGAUGGUGAUUCCGAAGGAGAGGCAGCUUCUCGCGAUGAUGAUUGCGGCCGAGUGGGAGAACCAGGACCAGGUGCUGAAGCAGUACGCUCUUCCUCUUACUUCGCUUGCCUCCCGAGCGCUCGACGGCAUGAAGGACCCGAAGAUCAAGGAGGGAGUCAUCGACGCUCUCCUCGCCUACCUUGACACUGACACCAUCUGUGUCGCGGAGCAGACGCCCGAGACGAUCGCCAAGUUCCGCAACAUCCUCGAGGACAUGGACCCGUUCCAGCUCGCCGCCAUGGAGCGUGCCGUGUACGCCACGAAGAGCUUUGUGAUCGGUCUCGCGCUCGUUGAGGGCCGUAUCACCGCCCACGAGGCCGCGCUCGCGAGCCACGUCGAGGUCGCGUCCCAGAUUGAGCGCUGGGGAGAGGUCGAGGACUCCCACGACGUCGACUACCAGGACAUCCGCCGGGCGCUCGGCUCGGCCGCCGUCGCGCUGCACAAGCUGCACUAG
Messenger RNA from Trichosporon asahii var. asahii CBS 2479, 699 nucleotides. RefSeq lists its product as uncharacterized. The transcript has 5 exons. Gene Ontology annotation, cellular component: mitochondrion. Bases 1 to 699 code for a protein of 232 amino acids. The record is from RefSeq and is a predicted model, not a curated record. NCBI's taxonomy places the organism in Eukaryota, Fungi, Basidiomycota, Tremellomycetes, Trichosporonales, Trichosporonaceae. Gene Ontology annotation, biological process: mitochondrial proton-transporting ATP synthase complex assembly.